Symbiodinium natans is the source of this 320-nucleotide messenger RNA. The record is from the annotation of a GenBank genome assembly. NCBI's taxonomy places the organism in Eukaryota, Dinophyceae, Suessiales, Symbiodiniaceae.
GUGGGGAGAAAACAGUGGCAGCGAUGGCACUUCUCUUUGCCAUGCAGUCCUUCCAAAGGCCGCCGUUUCUGAUCUUGGAUGAAGUCGACGCCUACCUCGACCACUCCAAUGUGCAGGCGCUCGCAAGCUACAUUGCUUCCGUGGACUGCCAGGCAAUCGUCAUCUCACAGAAAGAUCGCUUCUUCGUGCAUGGCGAGGGCCUCGUGGGUGUGUCCAAAGACCGGGCCCGCAAUGCCUCGGUGGUCUUUACCAUGGACUUGACGCGCAUCCGCCGAGUUCGGGCGGAGCAGCGGGCCCCCGAAGUGGUGCCCCUGCAGUGA